Molecule: messenger RNA, 897 nt
Organism: Triticum aestivum (bread wheat)
Lineage: Eukaryota; Viridiplantae; Streptophyta; Magnoliopsida; Poales; Poaceae
Exons: 4
Coding region: 34-618 (194 amino acids)
Source: RefSeq, a predicted model, not a curated record
UGCAAAUUUUAUUCACCAACUAGUGAUCAUGGCAUGACAAUACAAACACCUAUGGCUGAGAAAGAGGAGGCCCCUGCCACCACGACUCUCAAUGGCGGAGGAGGAGAAGACGAGGAGAUGAGAGAGGGAGGAGGGGCCAUGUACCCAUCGCCUUGUCACCGGAGAAGCAGAAGGCUUGCGGCCACCGCCACACCAUCGGAGGAGGGGACCUGCGAUCUACUAGAUUACAUACCAAAAAGUGGUUGGAGGCAUGGAAGUCGUGUGAGAAGUGCACGCGAGAGAGGAACAUGGUCGAUAAACAUUGAACCAUGCUCCCGGGACUUGUGUUCUGCAAGUGAAGGCCAAAAACAUGGGAGCAGAAGAAACAAUGACCAUUGGACAUCUGAAGAGGUGAAAGAACUAGUGGAUGGCGUAUCUGUAUAUGGGGUUGGACCAUGGACUAAGUUGAAGAAUGAAAGGUUUCAAAUAUCAAUUCGAACAGCUGUGCAUCUUAAGGAUAAGUGGAGAAACCUAGUGAAAGCCUUCACGGGAAAUGUGAAAAGAAGGGUCACGCCUCGUCUAGAUAAGAAUUGCAUCGAAAAGAUCAAGAGGCUAGCAGCUGAUUACCCUCGAAAAUGAAGUUGCACUCGUGAAUGCUACGCGAAACACCGUACAAUACUUUCGGUGUUGCAGUGACCCCGCAACAAGAGUUCUGUUAUUUUUCAGAACUGUGAAGCAUAGGCUGUUAAGUGUGUCGAGAGUAGAGAGUAGAUUGAACCAUCUGGGUGGAGCAGCUUCUAUCUCCUGCCUAGCUGCCCUGUGAAUGGGAAUAGCGCUCGCUCCUCCGACCUGUUGGCGUGCCGGUUUUGCUAUAGUGAUGUAAUUAGCUUGACCUUUCAUUUAACACCAUGGUACAUU